CUUGAAGACAGAGAAAAAGGUCUGAAUCAGUGUCAAUGCUGCUAAACUGCUUAGGUACUUAAAGCUCAAAAAUGAAGAUUCCAGUCACCACCCUGCUGCUGAUUAUGAUGGCCUUUCACGAAUCUAGUAGUGGAAUACCCAUUAAGAAGCGUAAUUGUGAUGAAAUUUGCCCAGAGAACUUUGUUGAUUUUCUGGGUCAUUGUUAUCAAUAUUUCGGAAAGGAGACAACUUGGAGUGAAGCAGAGGAAAACUGCAAACACUAUGAAGGCCAUCUUGCCUCAGUUCCCAGUGCUGAAGUCAACAAUUUUAUCAUUUCGCUAAUUAAAAAGAGCAAUGGCAACACAUUAGCAGCAACAUGGCUCGGAGGAUAUAACACAGUCAAGGAUGGUACCUUUAUGUGGACAGAUGGAUCAAAAUUUGGCUUCCAGCAUUGGAAUGAAAAUCAACCUGACAAUUAUGGAGGAUAUGAGCACUGUGUUCACAUCAUUGGUGGCAGUAAGGAGCCCAUCUAUUAA
Erpetoichthys calabaricus (reedfish) is the source of this 515-nucleotide messenger RNA. RefSeq names its product alpha-N-acetylgalactosamine-specific lectin-like. The coding region runs from base 72 to 515 and encodes 147 amino acids. Lineage: Eukaryota; Metazoa; Chordata; Cladistia; Polypteriformes; Polypteridae. The record is from RefSeq and is a predicted model, not a curated record. The transcript has 5 exons. Gene Ontology annotation, molecular function: signaling receptor activity.